AUGGGAGACGAAGAAGAAGAUCAAUUAGAUAUUGGUGUAUAUGAAGGUGAACGCGAUGAGGCUGGCCAGAGAAGUGGAUACGGUAAAAUGAUCUUCUCCAACGGCGAUAUUUACGAAGGAAUGUAUUUAAACGGCAUGAGAAAUGGCAAAGGCCGCUAUACAUGGAAGAAAGGAGGCAUGUACGAAGGAGAAUACGUAAAUCAUAAACGCCAAGGCUUUGGUAUUAUGCAUUAUCCAGACAAUUCAACAUAUCAAGGCAUUUGGUUCGAAAACUGGCGCCACGGCAAAGGUAUAUAUACAUAUCCAAAUGGUGAUACAUAUGAAGGCGAUUGGCAGUACGGUCGUCGCCACGGACACGGCGUUUAUACAGUUGUCUCCGAUGGCUCCGUUUUCGAGGGUGAAUACCGUCGUGGACGUCGCCAUGGCGUUAUGAAAUGGACAACAAAGCAUGGACUAGUAUAUACAGGCGUGUUCCAAAAUGAUCAGCCACUUGGCCGCGCUAAAUGGGAAGUCCAAGGCAAGACAAUUGCACAGCAUGGUGAAUAUGCACAGAUAGAUGGCGAAAUCGAGGAAGAAGAGGCAAAUGAAGAACAACCAGAAGAAGAUGUCCUCGAUGAAGUUGUUGAACCUGAAGAAGAGAAACCUAAGAAAGUUCUUACUAAGUGGAAGCCAGAUGUCGAGCUUAACAAUAACUUUGAUGAGCUUAAUACAAAACCAACUUGGUAUUUACGUGCUGUUGAAGAAUAA
Molecule: messenger RNA, 747 nt
Organism: Trichomonas vaginalis G3
Lineage: Eukaryota; Parabasalia; Trichomonadida; Trichomonadidae
Product: MORN repeat-containing protein family
Exons: 1
Coding region: 1-747 (248 amino acids)
Source: RefSeq, a predicted model, not a curated record